AUGGAAGCCAGUACUUCUUCAAAGAUGCAUUCAAGAAAACAAAGGAAAUCCCUAACAAACAUGCUACUGAAAGUGAUGGAGAAAAUAAUAGUCGACUUGGGAAAAUUUUCAGCAGUUGAGGCUUUCAGGAUGAAGAGUGUUUGCAUAUUCUUCAAUGAUGCACGAAAAAUGGUUGAAGUAUAUAAACAUAUGGAGUUACAUGGAUUACGAUUCAGUGGUUGGUCUGACCAGAAACAUGGAGUUGUCAACAAAUGCAUAGAGAUGAGAAACCCAAAUAUUUUGUUCAUCAAUGGAUUGAUGAAGUUAUGUUUCGUAGAAGCUGAACAUGAAGGGAAAACGAUGUGUGAAGAAGCGUCCACAUUGGGACAUUUGAAUUCAACAUUUGUCCUGGGAAUAAUGUUGAUGGCUAAAGGGAGACAUAGGAAGCAGGAAGCAUUGGACAUGUUGAACAAUGCUUACUGUAGAGCAACAAAUAAAUGGAAUCUUAGAGCAACUUGUUCUAAGGUUCAUCUCAACUUAAAUAGGGAGAGAAGGAAACAUGUACACUUCCAUGGCUUCAAUAGAACUUGUGCAAUGCAUAACUUUGUAAUUAGUGUCUCAGAUGCUUUUGUGAAUGGAUAA
Molecule: messenger RNA, 621 nt
Organism: Lactuca saligna
Lineage: Eukaryota; Viridiplantae; Streptophyta; Magnoliopsida; Asterales; Asteraceae
Source: the annotation of a GenBank genome assembly